GUCCUGCUAGCUAUCUUAGAGAAGACCGAGAUGCUGCCAGCUCUGCCGUACACCAACGCUGGCACAGUAGCCGCCGGCAUUCAGAACUUUAUCAUCUGCAUGGAAAUGUUCUUCGCCGCCAUCGCUCUGCGCUACGCCUUCCCCUACCUCAUCUACGCCGUGGGGGUGCAUACUGGCGGAGGCGGCGGGAGUGAUGGUGGGGGCGGUGGUGGUAGUGGCGACUACGAAAGUCUGAUCGACGAGAAGGGUCGUCUCUCUAAGGUCUGGAAGAACGAAGUUGUCGGCGUUGGUUAG
Dibothriocephalus latus is the source of this 294-nucleotide messenger RNA. The record is from the annotation of a GenBank genome assembly. NCBI's taxonomy places the organism in Eukaryota, Metazoa, Platyhelminthes, Cestoda, Diphyllobothriidea, Diphyllobothriidae.